GGAAUGAGUGGCAGACCUGUAACAAGACAUAGAGGUUCAGUAUACUAGGUAAAUAUCAGCUGGGUAAAGCAGUAUUACUGUCACUGACGUAGAACUGAGAAUCCCUGUCAAGACCACCUUACCAUAAGUGGUGGCCUCUCUGCAAGUGUGAUUCAAUCAUGGUGGCGUGCAAAGGAAUAUGGACACAACCUUUCUGGAAAGCAGUGACGGGAGAAUUUUUGGCAAUGUUUAUAUUUGUCCUACUAAGCUGUGGUUCCACUAUCAACUGGAGCAGCAAAGAUAAUCCUCAGCCAGCAGACAUAGUCCUGAUCUCUUUGUGCGUUGGACUUAGCAUUGCUACCCUCAUACAAUGCUUUGGACACAUAAGUGGUGCACAUAUUAACCCAGCUGUGACCGUUGCAAUGGCUUGCAUGAGGAAGAUAAGUCUUGCAAAGUCAGCCUUUUAUAUUGUUGCACAGAUUUUAGGUGCAAUAGCUGGGGCAGGGAUUCUCUACUUAGUUACACCAUCAAAUGUGGCUGGAGAGCUGGGCGUUACCAAGGUUAAUAAAGACCUCUCCAUUGGCCAUGGUCUGCUUGUUGAAAUAAUUAUCACGUUUCAACUGAUUUUUACGAUUUGUGCAAGCUGCGAUUCGAAACGCAAUGACAUCACAGGCUCAGUAGCAUUAACAAUUGGAUUUUCUGUUGCCAUAGGACAUUUGUUUGCUAUAAACUACACAGGAGCCAGCAUGAACCCAGCAAGAUCUUUGGGACCUGCUGUUAUUAUGAACAUCUGGGAAAGUCAUUGGGUCUAUUGGAUUGGCCCAUUAGUUGGUGCAGUCAUUGCAGGAACCCUCUAUGAAUAUGUUUAUUGUCCUGAUCCAGAGCUGAAGAAUCGUUUUAAGAAUGCUUUAACGAAGGCCACCAAACAGUCACCAGGGGAUUAUUCAGAGGUAGAAGAAAGCAAAAGCCAAGUAGAAUCAGAUGAUCUUUUGAUGAAACCAACAACUGCUCACACCUUUUUUGAUAAAAAGGAGAAGGAUCCAUCGGGUGAUGUCCUUUCUUCGGUAUGACUAGCACCAAGCACUGAAAACAGAGAACCUCCUGGAACAUCAGCCACUUUUUGUUCAAUUAAAGAGACUGAUAUAUUAUAACAGAAGCAUUUUGGAUAUCAUAGAUCAAUUCUUCAUCUAAAACAACAUUCAAUGAAUACUAUUGUCAGACUAAGCAGAGGAAAUAUAAGUAUUGUUUAGACUAUCAUUCUCUGAUGUAAUCAUACUUUGUUUCUUUGGACACGGUCCUUGUGGCGAAUUCAAGGAGAGCAAAAGUGAUCCAUAAUUUAAGAAGUCAAUAGUGAGCCUAAAAUCUGCCAGUUUAACAUUGAGAUUGACAGUAUGCAUUAGUUUAAAAUACCCAUUGGCGCAUUCAAACUAAUGACUCUACAUCUGGCACAUAAUUGGCUGUUGUCAGCACUGAUUAAGACAUGUUCCCUGUAAUCACUUUUUCAACACUUAGUAAAAACAAAGAAAAAUUGGGAAACUGAAAAAUAAAGAUUUACAAAUAAUUAAAAUAUAAGAAAUGCACAUACAGUAGGAAAUUAUGUAACAAAAAGUCACUAGUUCUCAAUUUCUAAAAGUAGAGUUUGAAAGAUAACAUUUUCAAAAGAAGUUAAAUGUUUACAAACAGUAAUAUCUUCAGGAUGUACAGAAAACAACAUCUGAAAUUUUUGGUGUUUUGGCUGUUCACUCACCUCUCUCUUUCUCUGUUAGAACUGCAUCUAUUCAUCAAGAACAUAUAACAUUGUACAAAUCACAUUCUAAAAACAGAAAAAUGUAUUU
This is a messenger RNA of Pelobates fuscus (common spadefoot toad), 1814 nucleotides long. RefSeq names its product aquaporin 4 (gene AQP4). Gene Ontology annotation, biological process: water transport; transmembrane transport. Bases 159 to 1049 code for a protein of 296 amino acids. Gene Ontology annotation, cellular component: basolateral plasma membrane; plasma membrane. The transcript has 6 exons. The record is from RefSeq and is a predicted model, not a curated record. NCBI's taxonomy places the organism in Eukaryota, Metazoa, Chordata, Amphibia, Anura, Pelobatidae. Gene Ontology annotation, molecular function: water channel activity.